AUGGCGACUGCCACGGUGAAAUUACCCACUCAGAAGCUCAUGGGUUGCUUGACUUGCCCUCUUUGCGAUAACUUGUUCACUCAUGCUACCACCAUAUCUGAAUGCCUCCACACAUUUUGCAGGGAUUGUAUAUAUGAGAAGAUAACUGAAGAGGAAUCAGAGGGUUGUCCUGUCUGCAACACAAAUUUAGGGGGUGUGCCUUUGGAGAAACUCAAGGCAGACCAUACAAUGGAUGAUUUGAGGGAAAAGAUAUUCCCUUGUAAACGAAGGAAGGAGAAGGAACCUGAGAAAUCACACUCCUCAGUUUCAUUGCCUACCAAAAGAAAAGACAGAUCACUCUCUUCUUAUAUGGCUUCUGAACCAAAAUCUACAGCACAAGAGAACCUCGCCGAACAACAAUGUGUUUCCUCCAUGAUUGCUCACAGAAAACUCAUCUUUGAUCAAAAUAAGCAUAACAGUGGCCAAGUAAUAGAAAGGAAAACUGAUGAUUUGAAUAAAAAAGAAGAAGCAACUGUAACAUGCUCAAAUGAUUGUAAUAAACAAGAUACUGUUGCUAAGGCAGAGACAAUCCAGAUCGAUGAUGCCUAUUGCAAUGUUCAAGAACAUGGUCAAAAGCCAAUGAUGGAAAGAGUUGACAGUGGAUCAUCUGGAACUUCAGGUUCUAUUGAACAUGGAAAAUUGCAGGAUGAUCCUAUAGGUGACAUUGAUGCAGAUAGACGAUGCAAUAUGUUAUCAAAUCCUAUAUGGUUUGCACUAGUUGCUUCUGAUCACCAGGAAGGAAAUGAGCCUUUGCCUCAGAUCUCCUCAAACUACUUGAGGGUCAGCGAUGACCGUAUGCCCGUGUCAUUUAUCCAGAAAUAUCUUGUGAAGAAACUGGGCCUUGCUAGUGAGAUUGAGGUGGAAAUCUCAUUCAAGGGUCAGCCAGUGAGCUCCACAUUGCAUCUACAUGACAUCGUAGAACUGUGGCGACAGACAACCACAAAAGUAGAACUAAUACAGGUAUCUGUGGGCAGCUCGGCCAAGGAUUUUGUGAUGGUUCUAUCUUAUGGUCGGAAGUGUUGUCAACCUGGAAAAUUCCCAAAUAUUUGUGCUCACUUAAACAACGAUGUUCAAUAAGAGAUCAAAUAGACACAUGCUUUAUGCAUCAUCUCACAAGUUUCCCACUUACACUACAGACCUCAAUUUAGAGGGUCGACUUCUUUCUUCUUCAAUAAAAUGAGAUAACAUGGUCAACUAAUCCAAACAAACAGAAUCGAGCAUACAAUACGAGGAAAACUCACAUUUGGGUCUCAUGAUAUCCUUCCAACUCUAUCUUCCUUAAAUGUUAAACAUGCUCCUUGGUAGAAAAAAGGAAACUUAAGGGAAAAUUUUCAGGUGAUCGAAACCCAAAAGAAAUGAAAUGCAAUGAUUUGUUAGCUCACCAAUCCAUUUUAGUCACAAAGUUAGUUUCUGCAAACUCAAAGGGAAAGAUAUAACAAUGAGAAUCAUCCCAAGAGACUAAUUUCAAUUCAAUAACAAUUAAGAGCGUAAGAUUCUGAGCAUAAUGGACAUGAAUACUUUUCUGCAAUUCAUUGUGUUCUGCAAUGUACAUUUCAUCUAAAAAUACCAGUAUAUAAACCAGCAAACUAUGAAACACAUUUCAUCUAAAAAUACCAGUAUAUAAACCAGCAAACUAUGAAACUUCUAUAACUAAACCAAUUGAAAAGAAAAACAGAACU
This is a messenger RNA of Benincasa hispida (wax gourd), 1718 nucleotides long. The record is from RefSeq and is a predicted model, not a curated record. Lineage: Eukaryota; Viridiplantae; Streptophyta; Magnoliopsida; Cucurbitales; Cucurbitaceae.